AUGGGUUACACUCAUACUGCUACACCAAAAUUGCACGUUUCCUCUGUUUCUGUAGCUGGUGUGAUUCUGGAGAGUCCUGUUCAUCCUUUGACUGAAGGAGAUACUCUGACUCUACACUGUUUAUAUCAACAUUCAACUCCACCAAACCUCAGAGCUGAUUUCUAUAAAGAUGGAUCACUCAUCCAGAAUCAAACUACAGAGAUGAUCAUCUCUACUGUCUCAAAGUCACAUGAGGGUUUCUACUACUGCAAACACUCAGAGAGAGGAGAGUCCCCCAAGAGCUGGAUCUCAGUCAGAGAAAGACCAAAACCAAAAGUGAGCAUUAAACCUGAUCAUCAUGUAUUCAGAGGAGAGACAGUAACUCUCAGAUGUGACAUUGAUGGUGAAGGAGUCACUAGCUGGCAGUACAGCUGGUAUAAAGAUUAUUCAAACAGUGUUUUCAGUGGACUACAGGAACACACAUUCAGUCCUGUUACUGAGUCUGACGCAGGUAAAUACUCCUGUAAUGGAGCAGAGAGAGGAGGAUCACGAAAAUCAAACAUCAGUGAUGAAGUUACACUGACAGUAUCAGAUAGACUCGAGGCAGUUUUAAGUGUUUCUCCACAGAAGUGGUUGACUGAAGGAAAUUCAGUGACUCUGAUCUGUGAGGUUUAUGGCUUCUCUACAGACUGGACAUUCAGCUGGUUCACGCUAAUUGCUUCAUCAGAAAGCAGCAAUCAUUAUCAGAUGCUCUCAGACAGCAGCAGAGGAGCUGGAGGAAACUACACUGUCAGUUCUGCUGCUCUAAAACACACAGGAGUUUAUGUGUGCAGAGCCGAGAGAGGAAAACCAGCAUAUAAAACAACCUAUAGCAACACACAGCCAGUAUGGGUCACUGGUGUUUCUCCUCGAGUCUCUCUGAUCAUCAGUCCCAGCAGAACUCAACACUUCAAAUCUGUCUCUCUCUCUCUGAGCUGUGAGGACCAGAGUAACUCUGAUAGAUGGAGAGUGAGAAGAUACACAGAGAGUGGGGGGCUGGAAGAUUGUUCAUCAUUACACCGGGCAUCACAAACAGGAUCUACAUGUACAAUCAACUCCACCAUCACAUCAGACACUGGAGUGUACUGGUGUCAGUCUGAAUCUGGAGAGAAAUAUCAUCCUGUUAAUAUCACUGUACACUCUGGUGUGAUUCUGGAGAGUCCUGUUCAUCCUGUGACUGAAGGAGAUACUCUGACUCUACGCUGUUUAUAUCAACAUUCAACUCCAUCAAACCUCAGAGCUGAUUUCUAUAAAGAUGGAUCACUCAUCCAGAAUCAAACUACAGAGAUGAUCAUCUCUACUGUCUCAAAGUCACAUGAGGGUUUCUACUACUGCAAACACUCAGAGAGAGGAAAGUCACCCAAGAGCUGGAUCUCAGUCAGAGAUGUUACCACACCAACUCUGACUGUGCUGCCACAGAGUUCAUUGUUCACUGGAGACUCAGUUACUCUGAGAUGUGAGGUGGAUCAGUCAUGGGAUGGAUGGGAGUUUCUCUGGAGUAAAAACUCAAACACUGAAUCUACUGAAGCUUCAACUAAAACAGUCGAUUCAGUGAAAGUCUCUGAUGGAGGAGAGUACAGGUGCAGAGCACGAAGAGGAGGAUAUUACACACAUUACAGUGAACCAGUAACAGUGACAAUAUACGGCAAGUAUUUACCAAAACCAAAAUUGAGCAUUAAACCUGAUCAUCAUGUAUUCAGAGGAGAGAUAGUCACUCUCAGAUGUGACAUUGAUGGUGAAGGAGUCACUAGCUGGCAGUACAGCUGGUAUAAAGAUGAUUCAAACAGUGUUUUCAGUGAACUACAGGAACACACAUUCAGUUCUGUUACUGAGUCUGACACAGGUAAAUAUUCCUGUUAUGGAGCAGAGAGAGGAGGAUCACGAACAUCAAACAUCAGUGAUGAAGUUACACUGACAGUAUCAGACAGACUCCAGGCAGUUUUAAGUGUUUCUCCACAGAAGUGGUUGACUGAAGGAGAUCCAGUGACUCUGAUCUGUGAGGUUUAUGGCUCCUCUACAGGCUGGACAUUCAGCUGGUUCACUCUAACUGCUUCAUCAGAAAGCAGCAAUCAUUAUCAGAUGCUCUCAGACAGCAGCAGAGGAGCUGGAGGAAACUACACUUUCAGUUCUGCUGCUCUAAAACACACAGGAGUUUAUGUGUGCAGAGCAGAGAGAGGAGAACCAGCAUAUAACACAACCUACAGCAACACACAGCCAGUAUGGGUCACUGGUGUUUCUCCUCGAGUCUCUCUGAUCAUCAGUCCCGGCAGAACUCAACACUUCACAUCUCUCUGUCUCUCUCUGAGCUGUGAGGACCAGAGUAACUCUGAUAGAUGGAGAGUGAGAAGAUACACAGAGAGUGGACAGCUGGAAGAUUGUUCAUCAUUACACCAGGCUGCACAAACAGGAUCUACCUGUACAAUCAGUUCCACCAGCACAUCAGACAUUGGAGUGUACUGGUGUCAGUCUCAAUCUGGAGAGAAAUAUCAUCCUGUUAAUAUCACUGUACACUCUGGUGUGAUUCUGGAGAGUCCUGUUCAUCCUGUGAUUGAAGGAGAUACUCUGACUCUACGCUGUUUAUAUCAACAUUCAACUCCAUCAAACCCCAGAGCUGAUUUCUAUAAAGAUGGAUCACUCAUCCAGAAUCAAACUACAGAGAUGAUCAUCUCUACUGUCUCAAAGUCACAUGAGGGUUUCUACUACUGCAAACACUCAGAGAGAGGAGAGUCACCCAAGAGCUGGAUGUCAGUCAGAGACAGACUCCAUGCAGUUUUAAGUGUUUCUCCACAGAAGUGGUUGACUGAAGGAGAUCCAGUGACUCUGAUCUGUGAGGUUUAUGGCUCCUCUACAGGCUGGACAUUCAGCUGGUUCACUCUAACUGCUUCAUCAGAAAGCAGCAAUCAUUAUCAGAUGCUCUCAGACAGCAGCAGAGGAGCUGGAGGAAUCUACACUUUCAGUUCUGCGGCUCUAAAACACACAGGAGUUUAUGUGUGCAGAGCAGAGAGAGGAGAACCAGCAUAUAAAACAAUCUACAGCAACAAACAUCCAGUAUGGGUCACUGGUAUUUCUCUUCGAGUCUCUCUGAUCAUCAGUCCCAGCAGAACUCAACACUUCACAUCUGUCUCUCUCUCUCUGAGCUGUGAGGACCAGAGUAACUCUGAUAGAUGGAGAGUGAGAAGAUACACAGAGAGUAAACAGCUGGAAGAUUGUUCAUCAUCAGUGUGGGGAUCACAAACAGGAUCUACAUGUACAAUCAACUCCACCAUCCCAUCAGACACUGGAGUGUACUGGUGUCAGUCUGAAUCUGGAGAGAAAUAUCAUCCUGUUAAUAUCACUGUACACUCUGGUGUGAUUCUGGAGAAUCCUGUUCAUCCUUUGACUGAAGGAGAUACUCUGACUCUACGCUGUUUAUAUCAACAUUCAACUCCACCAAACCUCAGAGCUGAUUUCCAUAAAGAUGGAUCACUCAUCCAGAAUCAAACUACAGAGAUGAUCAUCUCUACUGUCUCAAAGUCACAUGAGGGUUUCUACUACUGCAAACACUCAGAGAGAGGAGAGUCCCCCAAGAGCUGGAUCUCAGUCAGAGCUUCCCCCAGAACAUCAAGAUCUGAUGGUCUCUGUUUCAUGAUAGUUGCAGCGACUGCAGGACUGACCGUCAUAUUUUUGAUUAUUGCCUUCUUAGUCCUGCCGUGGUGCUACAGAAACAACAAAGGUGUAAGAUUUCCCUCUAGUGUCAGUCAACAGCAGAAUAGAAGUAAGACAUCAGAGCAGAACCAGAGUGACCCGGGAAACAACACACCGCUGUCUGGUCAGUCUGACAGCGUAAGUGGACCUACUGAACUCACCUAUGCUGAAAUUGAACUCAAAUCUACAAAGAAACCGAGGCAAAAGAAAAAAAACAAAGGUUCUGGAUCUAAUGAUGUGACAUAUGCUCAAAUAAAUACAUAUCAAGAGAAGAAACUUCAAAUCUCAUGUCACUGAUGGGUUUUGGUUGAGAAGGGUUGGAGAAUGACCAGGAUCAUCAAUGCUUUAUCAUCUUUGUGAUACUAAGCACUUGGUGGUGUCACGAUCAUUAGCUGGAGUGCCCAUGAACUUCAGUAGAGGGCACUCCACUCAGGACCAUUCCACCCAUCAACCACCAGAUGUCACCAUAUCAU
Molecule: messenger RNA, 4175 nt
Organism: Carassius auratus (goldfish)
Lineage: Eukaryota; Metazoa; Chordata; Actinopteri; Cypriniformes; Cyprinidae
Product: Fc receptor-like protein 5
Exons: 20
Coding region: 1-3999 (1332 amino acids)
Biological process (GO): immune response; cell surface receptor signaling pathway
Cellular component (GO): external side of plasma membrane
Molecular function (GO): transmembrane signaling receptor activity
Source: RefSeq, a predicted model, not a curated record